Rangifer tarandus platyrhynchus (Svalbard reindeer) is the source of this 1098-nucleotide messenger RNA. The record is from the annotation of a GenBank genome assembly. Lineage: Eukaryota; Metazoa; Chordata; Mammalia; Artiodactyla; Cervidae.
AUGAAGAGCCCAAACAUGGAGACGUUCAAGCAGCAGGAGGUGGAGGACUUUUAUGACAUCGGGGAGGAGCUGGGGAGCGGCCAGUUCGCCAUCGUGAAGAAGUGCCGGGAGAAGAGCACGGGGCUGGAGUACGCGGCCAAGUUCAUCAAGAAGCGGCAGAGCCGGGCCAGCCGGCGGGGCGUGUGCCUGGAGGAGAUCCAGCGGGAGGUGAGCAUCCUGCGGCGGGUGCUGCACCCCAACGUCAUCAAGCUGCACGACGUCUUUGAGAACCGCACCGACGUGGUGCUCAUCCUCGAACUAGUGUCCGGAGGAGAGCUCUUCGACUUCCUGGCCCAGAAGGAAUCCCUGAGUGAGGAGGAGGCCACCAGCUUCAUUAAGCAGAUCCUGGAAGGGGUGAACUACCUUCAUGCCAAGAAAAUCGCUCACUUUGAUCUCAAGCCAGAAAACAUUAUGUUGUUGGACAAGAAUAUUCCCAUUCCACACAUCAAGCUGAUUGACUUUGGCCUGGCUCAUGAAAUAGAAGAUGGAGUUGAAUUUAAGAACAUUUUUGGAACACCAGAAUUUGUUGCUCCAGAAAUUGUGAACUAUGAGCCCCUGGGACUGGAGGCUGACAUGUGGAGCAUCGGUGUCAUCACCUACAUCCUCCUCAGUGGAGCAUCCCCCUUUCUGGGAGACACGAAGCAGGAAACGCUGGCAAAUAUCACAGCAGUGAGUUACGACUUUGACGAGGAAUUCUUCAGCCAGACCAGCGAGCUGGCCAAGGACUUCAUUCGGAAGCUUCUGGUUAAAGAGACCCGGAAGCGGCUCACAAUCCAAGAGGCUCUCAGUCACCCCUGGAUCACGCCGGUGGACAACCAUCAAGCCCUGAUACGCAGGGAGUCUGCGGUCAAUCUGGAGAACUUCAAGAAGCAGUAUGUCCGCAGGCGGUGGAAGCUCUCCUUCAGCAUUGUCUCCCUGUGUAACCACCUCACCCGAUCCCUGAUGAAGAAGGUGCACCGGAGGCCGAACGAGGACCUGAGGAAUUGUGAGAGUGACACGGAGGAGGACAUCGCCAAAAAAAAAGCCCUCCGCCCCCGGAGGAGGAGCAGUAUCUCCUAA